AUGGGCGCGUUGCCAGAACCGCCGCCGGGGCUCGACCUCAACGAGACCAAGGUCCCAUCCCUUGUCUCCGCGUUUGUUGUCACCUGGGUCUUGGGGCUAGCAAUUGUUGGUCUCCGUAUCACAGCACGGAGGCUCUCCAGGAACGAACUCUGGUGGGAUGACUGGCUCAUUAUCGUUUCGUUGGUGUUUUCCGGUGGUUUCAUGUUCGAUGUGACAUGCUACAUGGCUGCUCGAGGUGGCUUCGGCAAACACGUCUGGGCUGCACCACAUUAUGGACUCAAAGCGUACUUUCUGGGGUUAUUUGCUGCAGAGUACCUCUACACGAUGAGCAUCGUCCUGGUUAAGUGGUCAGUACUUGCGUUUUACUGGCGUAUUUUCAGCGCUGCCAGUAUAACAAGGUGGUGUAUCUGGAUCAGUACCGCUAUUGUUUCUGCCUGGGGAAUUGCUGUGAUUGACCAGCAGCUCCAGGUUCUCGUUAGCACCUUUCAAUGCUGGCCGGUGUCGGCCUUUUGGCGUCGAUUCGAUCCCCACGAGAAUCUUUCCUCGUCGGCUUACAAAUGCACCGUUGACGUCCGGCUGUUCUUUAUUGCAAACGCAAUACCAAACAUCAUCACCGAUCUGUUAAUUCUUCUUAUCCCUCUUCCAGGCAUUUGUCGUCUGCAAUUGCGUAGGCCACAGAAGCUGGCUCUUCUGGGCGUCUUUGCGAUUGGUCUGUUUAUCACGGCAGUAUCUUCUAUACGACUGUACUACGUGGUUGCACUCGACUUUUCCAGCAUAGAUGUCACUUGGCUAUUCAGCGAAGAGAUGAUGUGGACUGGCAUUGAGGUCAACGUGGCCACCAUCUGCGCUUGCCUUCCCUCCUUGAAACCCAUACUGAGUCUUGCUGUAUACGGCACCGCUCAACAUAGCUCAGAACGAAACACGUCUGGUAGCUAUCCAGUGAUCGUAACCUUCGGUGGCACCGGAGAGCCUCGCAAACUGGAUGAGCGUCUGAAGCUGAAUCCAUCCAAUAACGGCAUCUCAACCGUAUACGUUACCUCUGAGGCCCAGCAGCAUGAGGAUACCCACCCAUUGUCAGCAUUGACGGACAACGACUCUGUCUCUCUGACUGAGUGCGGAAGCCGGGAUGUCGAGAUGGAUCGGAUUGAUGAUAUAGGCGAGAGAAGAUGGGCGAGAGCAAAUUAUACUAGCCAGACACCAAACCAGGUCAUGGUGACUAAGACUGUUGGUGUUCACGUCGGAUAUACCCAGGAAUAA
Pochonia chlamydosporia 170 is the source of this 1257-nucleotide messenger RNA. RefSeq lists its product as hypothetical. Lineage: Eukaryota; Fungi; Ascomycota; Sordariomycetes; Hypocreales; Clavicipitaceae. The transcript is spliced from 6 exons. The coding region runs from base 1 to 1257 and encodes 418 amino acids. The record is from RefSeq and is a predicted model, not a curated record.